CUUUCGUUGUUUAGGUGAGUGGAGCCUGGAGCGUACUGAAGAAGAACAUUUUAGCUCUGCGUGCUCUUCUAAAAGUCGCCAUUAUCGUCAAUCUCGCAGGAGGGUCACGAAGAUCAUGGGUCUCUUCUCUUCAAAGGGUUUUUUGUUUAAGAAUGCACCAGUAUUUGCUCUUGGAUACUACACAAAUGAUGCUUUAACCCCUAAUGCAAAGAAACUAAUCAAAGAAGCCGAACAGUGCUUGGCUCAAGGCAAGUCCUUAGUAAAGAUGCGUGAGGCUGAGGUGGCUGAAGCCGAGUCCAUAGUAAAGAGGGCUAAGUCUGAGCUCGCUGAGGUGAAAAAAAUGAGAAAGAUUAUGCUCGAUCCAUUUAAUGCUAGGUUGGAGGAGUUGAUAGAAAUGAAACAGGCCGAAGGACAUUUGCAAGAAGAAACUGAGCGAAGUUACAUACGAGGAAAUGGAUCUGAAGAAGCUUUCUGAUUUGGUGCAGAGAGUGAAGGCAGAAUAUGAACUCUUCAAAAGCUAAGUAGCUCAAGCUUUUGAUGAUCUGACCUUGGUUAAUUCUUAACUUUUGAGUUCUGUUAGUAAUAGGAAAUGGUAAUCCUGAAUAUGAGUAACAUUAUCUAGUUUGUUUUGUUGUUAGUAAUGUAAGCUUCAACACCUCAAACCUAGUCCAGCAACAAAGCAAGUUGGGCUUUGACAACAAUAAGCCCACUGCAGUCUGCAAUAUGCAUCUUGCUUUAGCUGGUAACGGUAACAUUGAACAGUCCUUGUCGCCAUGUGCUCAGUUCCGUACGACUAAAGCUCCAAAGACAGCUCACACUACAAUACAAACUGUGAACCGCUUCUCUGCCCUUACAUCACCGAUCCUGUGCAACUGAUGGUGACAUUUUGGCAGAGAUCUACCUACUCUUGUAACCCAUUAGGUUUACAUCGUUUUCACUAUAAAAAGACAAUGUAAUGCAAUCGUUAUCAACAAGAAUGAAGAUACACUUUGAGCC
Molecule: messenger RNA, 996 nt
Organism: Camelina sativa (false flax)
Lineage: Eukaryota; Viridiplantae; Streptophyta; Magnoliopsida; Brassicales; Brassicaceae
Source: RefSeq, a predicted model, not a curated record